CAGGGUCAGGUCUGGAGCAGUGCGCCGUUCUGUCAGGGCUGCGCUGAGCCCCCUCUCCGCUUCGAUCGGCCCGGCCCAGCGGCCUCCGCCACGGGCGGCUCCGGACCCGUGCAGCGCGGGGGAUGGAUGCUGCAGGCCUCACCCUGAAGCUGCUUCUGGUCGGAGACAGCGCCGUGGGGAAGUCCAGCCUCUUGCUAAGGUUCACCGACGGUGCGUUUGAGCCGUGCCUGAAGCCCACCAUCGGUGUUGAUUUUAAAGUGAAGAAAAUGGUCGUAGACGGCCAUGCAGUACAGCUCGCAAUAUGGGACACAGCAGGACAGGAGCGCUUUAGAACACUGACUCCCAGUUAUUACCGAGGAGCUCAAGGGGUUGUUUUAGUGUAUGAUGUUACAAGAAAAGACACUUUCGCAGGACUAGAGAGCUGGCUGAAUGAGCUGGAAAUGUAUACCAAAAGCAACACUGUGAAGAUGUUAGUUGGCAAUAAAACCGAUAAGCCUGAUCGUGAAGUAGAGAGAAGAGAAGGACUCCAGUUUGCUAGGAAACGCUCUCUGCUUUUUAUAGAGACCAGUGCCAAGACACAAGAUGGAGUGCAACAUGCCUUCGAGGAACUAGUCAUAAAGAUGCUGCAGACACCAGGUCUUUGGGAUAAAAGCACAGAGAAGUGGGGAGUCCAGCUAAUGGAAUCUUCAGCACAGCAGGAUAAAAGCUUAUGUGGUGCAUACUGUCCACUUUCUUAAAUCUACAGGUGGCUGUUCUGUCUGAAUGGAGUGGACCUCUUUUUUUUUUUUUUUUUUUUUUUUUUUUUUUUUUUUUAAAAAAAAGGGGGGCAGGAAUUCCAAGCACUAGUCUGUGCCUUGUUUGACCUGCCACCAGUUGUGUAGAUCCAAACCUGAAACUGAUUAGCAAAAUACAUUUUUGUUCAUUAACAAAAUACAGUUUCUCUUUCCCUUAUGCACAGCUGAUGUCUCCAGAUAUUUUUCUGGUAACUGUCAGAUUUUUCACUAUUAAAUCAUAGUGCUUCUUAGAGUAUUGUGCUCUUGCUGCAUGGCGUUCAACAUGGACUUUUUCUGAAAUUGCUGCCUUAGCAUAAAAUAAGGUAGUACUCCAUUUUGGAAUAUUAUUGAAAAUCUUCUUUCCCCACAAUGGCAAAGGAGUCUUUCAGGCACCCAGGUUUCCUUAAAUGUUAAUAGUCAGGAGUCGCCCUGAGCAGUGACAUUGUUUCCCAAUUUCAGAUGAUUUUAAGCAGUUGAAAUUGCUACAUGUCCCCAGAUAGUAAGUUCAGUUAUUACUUAAUUUUAGGGUUGUAGUGAAGAGGCGUAUCUAUUAACAUUUGGCAGGGAAAAAAAACGCCGCUUCCUGUGCAGUACACUGCAGGUUACCCCUUGCUGCUCUUAAAAUACUUUGUACCGAGGAUCAGUGGUGAAAUGGAGUCGUCAUUUUUGGCUGGUUUACACCGUGGGUCCUUUUUGCAGUUAACAGGGCUUUCUGCAAACCCAUGUUCCUGCCCUCAUUCAGCAACUGCAGGCCUAAAACUAAGUUUAAUGUAAAAUGUGCUGGUUAUGGAAGACUUUCCACUAGGAUGAGUCUGUCUAUUGCCAAUCUCAUUAUGAAGUUCUGUCAGGUAACUGCCUCCUUUUACACCCUCCUCCUCCGUACCGCCCCCCCCCCCCCGCCCAUUAAACUCACUGCCUUUUCUUGAAAACAAGCUGAGUCAUGGAAGAUGUUAGCCUAGACUCUGAUCUUGGUAGUAUUGCUUCUGGAAGACUUCUGAUUGGCUGCCUGGAACACUGUAAAAGUAUCAACUUUGGGGACUAUUAAAAGCAUUUAAAAAAUAAACUGAAGUGCUUGUAAACAAGUGACAAAUCCAAAGACAGUCUUUCAUUACAGGACAUUGUCAAGUCAGAACAGAAAAAUUGCCUUUUUUUUUUUUUUUUUUUUUUUUUUUAAGAUGCAUGUUUUGAUGAUUCAUUGCUAUCAAGUUCAUUUAUGUUAGUGGGAGUGCCUUCCUGAGUACCACCAGUGAUUUGUCAUGAGUGCUGCCACAACACAGCUGAAGACAAGGCAUAUAAACUUCAACCUCACUUUGGAACUGUUCUAGCUUCUCUGCAAAGUUGCUCUUUGUGGAGCUGUCUUCUUCUGUGAAAAGUCCAUCUGUAUAAUUUUUGCUAAAGUGACUGGAAUACCCGUACUGGGUUUUUGCAUCAGCUUCUGUCUGCCUUGCAAUGGAUUUUAAGUGGUUGCAUAGUUGGAAUAUCACUCCUGUGUAUUUCCUUCUCCUGAAAUCAGUCUGAGGGAGAUGUCAGAUCUUAUAGUAGUUUUUAAUGUCUUUAGCAGUGGAAACACAGGUGCUUACAGCCAGCUGAAGGACACCUUCUUACACUUUCAUCUUGGUUUUGGUCUAUAAGAUGUCCCUUUUGGAAUACUUACUUAUAUCAGCUUGUGAGAGAAUAGAAGAGAAAGCAGUUUCUCUUGGUGUGACUGGUAGUAGCUGGACAGGCAUGCUGUAAGCAGAUCACAGACAGCAUGGUUUGUUAAACUACUGAGCGUCUAUCAGCAAAAUGUAGGCAUGUCACAAUCUGAGAUUGUUUGGAAUGUCCAGGUGUAACGGUGAGCACAGCAUGGACACGAGAAAUUAAGACUAGGAAGUCAAGUUCAGAAGAUGGGAGGCUGUGGCAACUGUAACGAAGCCAUAAAACCAGCUGCGAAGGCUAGGAAGGAGGCAAUCGUGGGAAGCUAAGAGAGGAAUGACUUCUGAUCAGCAGGCCAUGCAAUGGUGCGUUCUUGUGACGGACUGAAAGAGUUCGCGUCUCAAACGCUGUGGCGGCGCGGGCCCUGCAGAGCAACGACGCACCGCCGGGCAGCAGCGGCUCAGCCGGGCCGGGCCAUGUUCUGAGACGCUGGGCGGGGCUGCUCACCACAUAUGGCCAGAGGCCGGGCAAAAUUGAUUGGAGGAGUGGGCGCACGGGCGCCCGAGGGGACCCUUCGCGACUACCGCCCUCCAACGGCGCCUGCGCACAAGAUCAAAAGUGACAUAAGCCCUCGAGGGACGUGACUGGCGCGAUCGAGGGCGGGAAGUAGACGGCGAGAGGCACACACCUGAGGAGCGGGGUGCGCGCCCCUCACCGGAGGAUGUUCGCCAUCAUCGUGGGACCCAACGGUGGUGAGUCCCCCCUCCCCCCCGGUCUCUUAGACAUAAACCAUUGGCCAAGUCUGGGACGAGGAGCAGAUCCAGCCACCCCCGGGCUCCUCUCUGAGAAGGAGUCUGGAAAGCGAGGGGGUCCACUCCGAACCUCCUGACCCGACGGGAGGGCUCUCCUUAUUUUCUUCCCUGAAUUGAUCCCUAAGUAAGCAAGGGCUGUAGUAUGUGUUUGGUGUCGUAUCGUUAACACGUGUUACACGGCUUACUGACAUAGUUUCAUGCCAGUUCUUGUUGUGAGCAAAAAGUUGGGUUCUGUGAGUUGGAGGGUCCCUGGUGUCAUUUCACCUUAAUGCUGACCUGGGAAUCGGCAAACCUGAGUCGUCGUCCUGAGAAAUUGGGACGUGACAAUACUCUGCUGUUUGUGUAGGUUUUUUUUUUUUAACGGUGAUGGGCAUGACUUUUGUACAAUAAGACUGUCACCAAGGCAGUCACUUCUUUCCUACAUUUCCUGGGGUUAAGGAAGAGACUGGAGAGAGGACACUGUGUUCUGUUGCUGUCCUGUUGAAUGUGGGCUAAACUGCUUAGCUGGUCUGUGCUGCAGUUGAUAUCUGCCUUCCUUAGAAUGUCUGUCUUUGCAUCAUACUUCAGUUUGCUGCAAAUGCAGUCCUACUGAUUGAAUGCUUCCUCUGUUGUAUUUGGCAGGAGGAAAACACCCAGAACCAAAAUCCACCUUGAUUGAUUUAUGAAUUUUUUUGUUGUUGUUUAAUGUAAUAACAAUUUUUGAGGGAGGUGAGCUAAAUGAAUCAGUCUUCCAUUCAGUUUUGAAUAUAGUCAGAUCUGAAAGUAGUAAUGUAAAUACAUACACUCGUUCUUACCAGAAACUACAAGCAACAUGUCUACAGUUCCAGGUUUGCAAAAUGAAAUGUAAAAUUGAGUGUUUAGGUCCAAGUGAACUAUUCGUGUUAUGGAAUGCUUAUAUGCAGUAAAAAAGGUAUCAUCUGA
Aquila chrysaetos chrysaetos is the source of this 4141-nucleotide messenger RNA. Its product is annotated as ras-related protein Rab-18-B-like. NCBI's taxonomy places the organism in Eukaryota, Metazoa, Chordata, Aves, Accipitriformes, Accipitridae. The record is from RefSeq and is a predicted model, not a curated record. The transcript has 7 exons. Bases 123 to 737 code for a protein of 204 amino acids. Gene Ontology annotation, molecular function: GTP binding; GTPase activity.